AUGGGCAAAUCAUUGAGUAAGGCCAAGUCCUCAUCAUCUCCAUCAUCAUCAAAGAAUAAGAAUAAGGAGUCAACAAAGAAUAGUUCAUUAAACAGAGGCAAUAGUGGCAACAAUAAUACAGGUGUUGUUGGUGUGACAAAGGGAUCGAAUGAGGCGAGCAAGGCAACAGUCGAUGUGAACAACACCAAGUCAACAACAACAACAAAUGUUGUGUCAGACCAUCCCACCGCACAACCUCAACCUACAACAAUCAGUAUCACAUCAUCAUCUUCAUCAUCAACAAUCAACAACAACAACAAUGUACAUGUUCAGCCGCCACAACCACAGAGUACAUCAUCAUCGUCAGCGACACCAGUGAAUAAUAAUACACCUCGUAAUACUCAGACUGAUCAGAGUAGCAGUGUGACGACGGACGAUGAGGAUGAUGAGGGACCAGAGGAGAUCAUAUUCUCAAAGACAAAGCAGACGGUCACCAAGGACGACUUUGAGUUGAUGCACGUCAUUGGCAAGGGCAGCUUUGGCAAGGUGAUGCAGGUGCGCAAGAAGGACGACAACAAGAUCUUUGCGAUGAAGGUGCUGCGAAAGGAGGCCAUCAUCGCGCGCAAGCAGGUCACUCAUACCAAGUCCGAGAAGACCAUCCUGCAGGCCAUCUCACAUCCAUUCAUCGUCAAUCUGCACUACGCCUUCCAGACCAAGGACAAGCUGUACAUGGUUCUGGACUAUGUCAAUGGCGGCGAGUUGUUCUUCCAUCUGAAGCGCGAGGGUCGUUUCUCCGAGCCGCGCGUCAAGUUGUACGCGGCCGAGAUAGUGUCGGCGCUGGCACACCUCCACAAGCAAGACAUUGUCUACAGGGACUUGAAGCCAGAGAACAUUCUACUCGACUCUGAGGGACAUAUAUGCAUCACAGACUUUGGACUGUCCAAGAAGAUCGAGACGACCGAUGGAACAUUCACAUUCUGUGGCACUCCCGAGUACCUCGCUCCCGAAGUACUCAAUGGACAUGGUCACGGAUGUGCCGUCGACUGGUGGAGCUUAGGUACACUCCUUUAUGAGAUGUUGACUGGUCUGCCUCCAUUCUAUUCACAGAAUAUAUCGAUGAUGUAUCAGAAGAUAUUGAAUGGCGAGUUGAAGAUACCAAGUUAUAUAUCUCCGGAAGCUAAAUCAUUCCUGGAGAGUCUGUUGACAAGGGAUGUUGAUAGAAGAUUGGGAUCAAAUGGAGGAGGCGAAGUGAUGAAUCAUCCAUGGUUCAAGAGUAUUAAUUGGGAGAUGCUCGAUCGCAAGGAGAUUGAAGUGCACUUCAAGCCCAAGGUCAAGUCAGAGGGUGACAUCAGUCAGAUCGAUCCAUUGUUCACUCAAGAGCGGCCACUGGACAGCAUGGUGGAGACAUCAGCAUUGACCGAUGCCAUGAGCAAAGACAACAGUUUUGAAGGCUUCACAUAUGUGGCCGACUCUGUUUUGAAAGCCUAG
This is a messenger RNA of Acytostelium subglobosum LB1, 1467 nucleotides long. RefSeq lists its product as hypothetical. The transcript is spliced from 2 exons. The record is from RefSeq and is a predicted model, not a curated record. Bases 1 to 1467 code for a protein of 488 amino acids. Gene Ontology annotation, molecular function: protein serine/threonine kinase activity; ATP binding. Lineage: Eukaryota; Evosea; Eumycetozoa; Acytosteliales; Acytosteliaceae. Gene Ontology annotation, biological process: protein phosphorylation.